Molecule: messenger RNA, 1840 nt
Organism: Hippocampus comes (tiger tail seahorse)
Lineage: Eukaryota; Metazoa; Chordata; Actinopteri; Syngnathiformes; Syngnathidae
Gene: drc10
Product: dynein regulatory complex subunit 10
Exons: 4
Coding region: 474-1721 (415 amino acids)
Source: RefSeq, a predicted model, not a curated record
CUCCAUCUUUACGUUUGGUAACUGUCGUUGUUAUGGAUGUUUUGAUUUUCAACAGUAUUCGGAACAAGACGAAAUAUGAGUCGAGAAAAAAAUGGAAUGGGUUACACUAGUUCCAAAAGUAAACGUGGUUAGAAUGAAAUGUUAUUAAGUUUUAAAUGUGAACGGAAUAAAAAAAUCGAGGAUGGCUUCAUAAAAUGUAGCAUUUUUUUUCUCUUAAGGUAGCGAAGUUGCAUUUGAAAAACGUUGGUCACGUGACGUCAUCACACAGUGUAAGAAGGCUCUGACGUCGGGACGUUGUCACAAUAUACACAACCAUGACAUAGUAUUUAGGAUAAAUAAAUAUGUUAAAUUUGACAUACGUUUCGUAAUGGGUAUUUAAGUUGUAAAGCAGCCAACAAUACACAUGUAACUAUCUAAUUGUAAACUACUUAUCUAUUCUCACAUCUUAUUGUUUUCUCAGUGGCGAUUUUGACAUGUCUGAAGCUCAGCUGAUAGAGGUGAUAGAGGGGGACACCACUCAGCUCUUAGACCCUGGUCUGCAGCAAGAUGACGAUUGGGAGGCUGUGCUUACCCAUGAGGUGCCACAGCAGAGGCUCCUCUCUCCAGAGGCCCAGACCAUCUCAAACAUACUGGAGAACUGCAUUGCUCAAAUCGAGAUUGCAGCAUCUCUGUCUGCCAUCCAACAAUUAGUCUGCUCGUCUAUUGAUAUACAAGAGGAGUUCACUAAGAUCCUUGAGGUGCAUCAGACGUUAAGGGAAAGGCUGGAAACAUCGAAUGACCUCAAGGAGAUAAAAGAUAGACCGGCGGGAGAAGAAAGUGCUCGACGGAAAAGGAAGGCUCAGCUAGAGAGAGACUUCAAGUACUCCGUUAGGAAUUUGCUCAGGUUUUUCCGGACCCACCCUGAUGCAAUUUCGGGUUUAAGACCAGAAGUUGGCAUAGAAGUUGGGGAGACGGAGUGCACACUCAUUAUAGGGCUGAAGAAAUUUCAUGUACAUAUGAUAGAGAGGUUGCAGACCACCCCGGAAGAGGAAAUACUGUUAGCCCUUGAGACAGUGUCACCUGACACGGAACUAAUUGUCAAACUAGAAGAAACAGCUGCAGCUAUCAUACAAAAAGAUGUUGAGAUUUCCGAGAAGAAAGAUGACAUCGAAACUUUGGAGCGUCGUCUUAAGGAGAACCAGAUAGAAGUAGUCGACUGGAAGCUUUUCGCUAACGAACAGUGCCAGUCCCUCAUCAAGACUUCUCAAGAGAAGCAAGCCAACAUCCAGCAGGAAAUAGACCGACUCAACAUUCGAAUCCACACUUCGACACUUAAAUUCAGAGAAGGGGAGAAAACACUCCAGGAGAUAAAUGAAAAUGUGGAGAUGGAAAUUGAAUACUUGCUCCAAAAGUUUGAUGAUGAAAUACAAGAGCACCAGGCUGAUCUGGAGUUAUGUCAGAUGGAUGUUGAGAGGGAGGAAGGGGAACGUAAUAGACUGGAGAAGCCUUAUGCUGACCUGGAGAAGGAGUACAACUACAUCAUGGAGAAGCGUCGACUGGAAGAAGAGAGAAGAGUUGCUGAGUUGAAGCUUAAGGUUGCUCUUUACUGUCAGUCAUGGUGGAGAGGCUAUUGUACUCGCAAGAUCUUAGCCGCCAACCCCAUCGCACCUAGUAAAGGCAAAAAGAAGGGCAAGGGCAAGGGCAAAGGCAAAGGCAAAGGCAAAGGCAAAAAGAAGAAAUAGUCUAGAUUUAAACAUCACGACAGUACACAAUCUGUAUCUGAGCAUUUGGAAUCUUUGUAGGCCUCUUACUAGUGUUUAGAGACUCCUGUCAAAGGAGAACUGUUGGUGUGUGGGUGUGU